GUUCGUUUGCGACCAGUUUGAUGGAUCGGUUGUAUGGAUUGGUCGUUGCAACUGUUGUUUAUUUUUGCGCCAUGUUGCUCAGUCGUUGCUUGCUUUUCAUACAGUUUGCUAUGAAUUGUGGUGAGCGCGUAAAAGUGGCUUGAAUUGUGUGAAGAUGCAAAACAAAAACUUUCUAUCAAAGAAAUUAAAAUUUUCAAAGUUAUUAAAUAGUGUUGUGCUUUAAAGGCUUGUGACUUUGCAGACCAGCAUAUGCAGCAAAAAGGCUGAACUACUACAACGAUUUGGAUACAUUGAUGCUGCAAUCAAUAAAAAGUCUAACAACAUCACUCCACCAGCUAUUAGAAAAGCGGCAACACCGACCGUAGCAACAGCAGAAAAACGGUUGUACAUAAGUGCUUAUAAUAGCGCAGCCAACACACACAGUGGCACACAUUCGAAGCCGGAAAUAGAUAAGUUAACCAGAAAAACGUGAACGAACGAGGCGCCGCAGAGCGCAGCGGUGUGCCACCAAGGGGGGCGAAGAAUUAGCGUCCAACAAGAAAAAAAGUCGCCGCCACAAACCAAAACAUUCACAAUCGAACAACAACACAGCGCACCGCAACCGCAGUAAACAAGUGAAGGAACAUUUGAAAAGCGCGCCACAGCGGCAACAAUAACAACAAUACGACGAGAAGAAAGCCAACAAAGCAUGCGGAGGAUUCUGCGCCACAUCAAGGUCGUCUAGGAAUAAGGUGGAAGCAUUUGUGUGUGCGCUUAAGCGAGAGCGCUAGACACUGAGAGAGUGCGACCGGAAAGGAAAUAACUGCAAACAGUUGCGACAACAACAGCAAUAACAAUAACGAGAACAGCAGCAGCAACAGCAAAGCGCAAACAAGUUUUACGCCAGUUGGCCAGUAAAAGGGAAGGUGCAGGAAGUGGCAAGCCGAAGAGCGCGUGUGCGGCAAACGAACAAGUUGUUGGAGACAAGUUCGCCAUUGACUGUUGCAACGAACAUCGCAGCGGUGUCAUCGAACCAGCUGCAGCAAUUGAACCACCACCACCAACGCGCAGCAGCAACAACAAUCGCGGCAGUAGCGCCGACAAUCAACAGUCAGCCCAUAUCGGCAGCAAGCGUGGUCUCGACGGCGAGUCGCGUGCACUUGUGACUUCAGUUCGAAGCAGACAUUCGGCGCGAAUGCAAGUCAGGUAAAAUUUAAUGCUCAGCGUUAAAGUGUGAAAGUAAACACAAGUUGUUGACAAAGACAUAAAUCGAGUAAUUAACACACAAGUUAUUGCGGCAACGUCAAAACUAGCGAUUCUGAAGUAUUUAGGCGGGGUUUUCCGAAAAAUCAAAAUUCGGUGUUAAAUAUCUUGCUUGGAAAAAAUACAACAAGUGAAAACUGUAAACUUUUGUGAUUUUGAAUUUGAAAAAGUUGCUGUUGAAUACGUGAAAGUGCAUUUCCUCAAUCUGAAGAAUAUUUUAACUUCUUUCGUGGCUUUGGAACAAAGGUCAGCUUUGACAGUGGAUUCCUCUUGCCCAAAAAGAAAAAAAUGCGAUAUGGACCGCGAACGCGAAAGAGAUACAAAGUCCCUCGAACCGCGCGAUCUGUCAUCUACGGGGCGUAUCUUUGCCAGAGGCGACAUUAAAAUAAGCGCCUCACCUACUGUCUCACCGACGAUCUCGAAUUCCUCCUCGCCCACGCCAACACCGCCAGCCAGCUCAUCGGUGCCCCCAAUUGGUUUGCCGACCAGCGUGGGUGGUGGAGCAUCCAGCGCUCCUGGUAGUACUUCUGCCGCCAGCGCCAGUUCCUAUUUGCAUGCCAAUCACAAGCCCAUUACCGGCAUACCAUGCGUAGCAGCUGCUUCGCGAUAUACUGCGCCCGUACAUAUUGAUGUAGGUGGCACGAUUUACACCAGCUCAUUGGAAACGCUCACUAAGUAUCCAGACUCAAAGUUGGCCAAACUCUUCAACGGCACCAUACCAAUUGUGUUGGACUCGUUGAAACAGCACUAUUUCAUUGAUCGUGAUGGGGGCAUGUUUCGACACGUACUGAACUUCAUGAGAAACUCAAGACUUUUAAUUGCCGAUGACUUUCCCGAUCUCGAAUUGCUACUCGAGGAGGCACGUUACUUUGAAGUGGAACCGAUGAUCAAACAAUUGGAGAGCAUGCGCAAGGAUCGCGUACGCAAUGGUAAUUAUCUAGUGGCGCCACCAACACCACCGGCACGCAUCAAAAGCAGCCCGCGCACCAAUUCCUCCCCCGAAUACAAUUACGAAGUGGUCGCUUUGCAUAUAUCACCCGACCUAGGUGAGCGCAUCAUGCUCUCCGCCGAGCGCUCACUACUCGACGAAGUCUUUCCCGAAGCAAAUCAGGGCACACAGACCAGCCGCAGCGGCGUGUCGUGGAACCAGGGCGAUUGGCGGCAAAUUAUACGCUUUCCAUUGAACGGCUACUGCAAGUUGAAUUCGGUGCAGGUGCUGACACGCCUAUUAAAUGCCGGCUUCACCAUCGAGGCGAGCACCGGUGGCGGCGUAGAGGGGCAACAGUACUCCGAGUAUCUGCUGGUGCGCCGCAUUCCAAUGUGAUAGUCCUCUGGAUGGCAAUUUAUUUACGUUAAAGUAAUUGUUUAAAUUUUAAGGAAUUUUUAGCGAUAAAAAUCAAAUAUUGAAAUAGUUCUUGAAGAGAAUCAAGUAAAUAAAGUAAUUUCAAGGAAAAGUAUGGCAUCUAAAGUGAAUAUGUAGAAAAUUAAGAUGAAAGUUCAAUUUGAGAUUUGAGAUUUUUAGAGGCGACGAUCGCACAUACACACAGCGCAUUCGCACGCCCUCUUGUGUAGGAGUAUGCGCUCGUGUGUGUGUGAGGUACGUUUGUUGGUCGAGAUGCAAUAUGCCAUGCAUUUUUAAAUAGCCCGUAGUCUAAGGAUUUGCAAUACAUAUGUAUGCGUAUACUCAAUGUAACUAAAUUAAUUAAUUAGUGUUUUAAGCUCCUAGAGUUAAUUGAAUGAAAUACAAAAAUUAUUUAUUGUUCUAACUUUUUUCAUUUGACAAAAUUUAGUUUAGACGAAAACAUGUUGAACGCACUGAUUUGCUUGGCGAAUUGAUUUAUUGUACAAUUUUAGCUUAAAACGUAAAAUUAUUGAAAUAUUGUUUACACUGAACGCUGCUGGAACUUCCGUUAAUUUAAUUUUAGGAGAAAAUUUUUAGAAAUCCGAUUUUAGCAUUUACAUGAAGAGAUUUUGAGGAAGGAGCUAAGUGAAGGUCGAUGAACUUAUGUACACGCGUGCAUGCACUUCUUUGUGUGUAUGUGUGUGUGUUGCAUUUGUAUUAAACGUUUUAUGAAUGUAACUUUUGCAGAAAAUUAAAUACUACAAUACAGAUAUAACGUAUUGCAAUAAAUAAAAUCAACGCUCAUAUAUACAAACAUAAAUAUACAUACAUACAUCACAUUAGAUGUUUUGAAACGUGGUACUCAAUAAAUUAAUUAUGUAAAAUUAACUACAUUAAAUGGAAAUACUCGUA
This is a messenger RNA of Bactrocera oleae (olive fruit fly), 3496 nucleotides long. RefSeq names its product BTB/POZ domain-containing protein twz (gene twz). The record is from RefSeq and is a predicted model, not a curated record. NCBI's taxonomy places the organism in Eukaryota, Metazoa, Arthropoda, Insecta, Diptera, Tephritidae. Gene Ontology annotation, molecular function: protein binding. Gene Ontology annotation, biological process: protein homooligomerization.